GGAGGGGUCGGCAUGACUGUAUUGGGUGGCCGUGCGAUGGGGGGAAGCUGAUUAGCUGGAGGCUUCUUUCACGGCUGGGCGCUUCUUGACUUCUCCCCUCACGAGCUACGAUGGGCGACAAGGGCGAGUACGUCCCGCUCGCGUCUGCGGUCGAUGCAUCGGACGACGUAGAGCAGCUUCCAUCGGCACAGCAGCCGUCCACGUUUAGAAGGGUCUGGCAGGCAUGGCGCGUGAGGCUACUACUGGUCGUUGUGCUCGUGCAAUUCGUGGCUAUCGUCCUGCUACUCCCUCGUUCUUCUUCGAAAAGGCGAUCACCAGGAAGCACGCACUUCCUAUACUCACCAGGAGAAGAGGCGCUCGAGGACGAGCUCGUCGUAUUUGGAUCUGGCACAGAGCACCAGUCUCUGUAUCAGCAACUGACCGACGAGGCCGAUGAGGCCUGGAAGGACUUAUACGAUCCAUCUAUUGUCCGACUUUCACGCGACGAGGCCGUUCUUCUGCCUAAUCGUACACACCCCAUCACCAUCGGUAUGGACGGUUACCUAGGCCAACUCGACGUUUUCCAUCAGUUGCACUGUUUGAACUACCUACGCAUGAGCCUCAGUCCUGAGAGGUAUAAGCCCAUCAUCCGAGCAGACCUGCUCGAGUACGAGCAUCUCAAUCAUUGUAUCGACUCCAUCCGGCAGUCUCUGAUGUGCUCAUCGGACAUAUCCGUCAACGUCUGGCAAUGGUCCGAGCAUUAUGAGUUUGUUGCUGGCCGCGUGAACGUUGCGCAUUCCUGCCGGAAUUUCGACAAGCUCAAGGAGUGGACACGCGAGCGUAUGGCUCCAGAGCAUCCUAUCGAGAUCUACGAGCACGUCGAGAAUGACCUGCCAUAUCCACCGGUCUAUCACUCAGCGGCGGACGUUUGAACAUCUGGAGCGGUAUGCCCGCAUAGGUGACGACGAGAAGACGGUGCCGGCGUUUGUUACUCUAUUGUGUAGGCACAUCACAUGAAGAUACACCGAGGAAACAAGCAAGAAUACAAGUGGAAUACAGUCGGAGUACAACAGAAUAAAUCACUCCAUGACACAGCGCAUGAUCAGCCCAUAAGCCUCUUACUCCCCGAUCUCCACGCUCAGUACACGUUCUC
This is a messenger RNA of Schizophyllum commune H4-8, 1132 nucleotides long. RefSeq lists its product as uncharacterized. Gene Ontology annotation, biological process: mycotoxin biosynthetic process. The record is from RefSeq and is a predicted model, not a curated record. The transcript is spliced from 6 exons. NCBI's taxonomy places the organism in Eukaryota, Fungi, Basidiomycota, Agaricomycetes, Agaricales, Schizophyllaceae. The coding region runs from base 111 to 911 and encodes 266 amino acids.